AUCUGGGUUGUUGGCUGGCUGUGAAUUGUGAUGGGCUUAGAAGCUGAGGCUGCUGGGGAGGCCGUGUGCUGGUCUGUUUUGCUUACCUGAGAAUGGAAAAUAUGAUGUGACACCUAAAGGCAAGCCCUCAAGUACUGCUCUGUCCUCAUCUCUGCUCUCAGUUUGGGGGUGGGGGGAUGGUCUAGUGUUGCCAUUGCCACCGCUGCUGUCACAACAAGAGAGAGUCCCUUUGUCCUGGAGUCUUCCAUGCUCCCUCACGACCAGCCAAGCACCCAUUCUGAUCAUUCAGUUGGCAAACCCAGAAGGGACAGCCAGAGCUGAGCUCAGGAGAGCCGAGCUCCACCUCCCACUGCUUGUGUCCCAGGUAGACCCUGAAUGCUGCCCUCCAGCCCUGCCUCCUCCUCCUCCCCAAGUCCUUGCUUAGUGGAUGCUCCCAAGCGUGAUUGGGACUGCGAGAUUGCACGCAGUGCUGACUUACUUGAAAGCAUCUUGGGGAGCUGCAGAGGGUGUGAGAGCAGCUUGGAGAGGUGGGAACCCUGGCUGCCGAUGGCUCCAGCCAGCGAAAGUGUAGAAGGCUCAUUCCAGGAAAAGCGGAAUAAUCACUGUAUUGGCUGGCUUUCAGGCGGGUCUUCAGUGAAUUCUGUCAUGGUUAUUUAAGGAAUCUUGCCUAGAAAGUCCCCACAAGCACGAAGUCCCCUGCCGCCCAGAAGGCGUGGACUCCAAGAUGAUCAUAAAGGAAUACCGGAUUCCCCUGCCAAUGACCGUGGAGGAAUACCGCAUCGCCCAGCUGUACAUGAUACAGAAGAAAAGCCGGAACGAGACCUACGGACAAGGCAGCGGAGUGGAGAUCCUGGAGAACCGACCCUACACAGAUGGUCCUGGGGGCUCCGGGCAGUACACCCACAAGGUGUAUCAUGUGGGCAUGCACAUUCCUGGCUGGUUUCGCUCCAUCUUGCCCAAGGCAGCCUUGCGGGUGGUGGAGGAGUCCUGGAACGCCUACCCCUAUACCCGAACAAGGUUCACCUGCCCCUUUGUGGAGAAGUUCUCCAUUGACAUUGAAACCUUUUAUAAGACAGACACUGGGGAAAACAAUAAUGUGUUCAACCUGUCUCCUGUGGAAAAGAACCAGCUGAUAACAGACAUCAUCGACAUCGUCAAGGAUCCUGUGACCCCCAGUGAGUACAAGACAGAAGAAGACCCCAAGCUCUUCCAGUCGAUCAAGACUCGCCGGGGACCUCUGUCUGAAAACUGGAUUCAGGAGUACAAGAAGCGGCUCCUCCCCAUCAUGUGCGCCUACAAGCUCUGUAAGGUGGAGUUCCGGUACUGGGGCAUGCAGUCCAAGAUCGAGAGGUUUAUCCAUGACACAGGCCUGCGGCGGGUGAUGGUGAGGGCCCACCGGCAGGCCUGGUGCUGGCAGGACGAAUGGUAUGGGCUGACCAUGGAGAAAAUCCGAGAGCUGGAGAAGGAGGUACAGCUCAUGCUGUCCCGCAAAAUGGCCCAGUUUUCGGAGGAAGGACCAUCAGAACUAAGCAAGGAGAAUACAAUCAAGGACCAGGCAACUGGAGCAACCCCUGAACCCAGCAACAGCAAUGCGGAGUCUCUGGGGCGGGGUCUGAAGAAGCAGUGGUCCACCUCCUCCAAGUCCUCAAGGUCCUCCAAGCGCGGAGCCAGCCCCUCCCGGCAUAGCAUCUCAGAGUGGAGAAUGCAGAGUAUCGCCAGGGACUCUGACGAAAGCUCAGAAGAAGAGUUCUUCGAUGCACAAGAAAACCUGCAGCACAAGGAGGAAAUGUACACCAAGGACAUCACCAAGUGGAGCUCCAAUGACCUCAUGGACAAAAUGGAGAAUCCAGAGCCUGAGGAAUCACAGGACUCUCUCUACCAGAGUGGCUCUGAGUUCAGGGUGGCCUCCAGUGUGGAGCAGCUGAACACCAUCGAGGAUGAGGUGAGCCAGCCACUAGCCACGCCACCCUCCAAGAUUCACGUGCUGCUGCUGGUGCUGCAUGGAGGCACUAUCCUGGACACGGGAGCGGGUGACCCCAGCUCCAAGCAGGGUGACACCAACACUAUCACCAAUGUGUUCGACACCGUCAUGCGUGUGCACUACCCCAGUGCCCUAGGCCACCUAGCCAUCCGCCUGGUGCCCUGCCCACCCAUCUGUGCCGAUGCCUUCGCCCUCGUCUCCAACCUCAGUCCCUAUGGCCAUGAUGAGGGCUGUCUGUCUAGCAGCCAGGAUCACAUCCCCCUGGCUGCCCUGCCCCUGCUGGCCACUUCCUCACCCCAGUACCAGGAGGCAGUUGCUACAGUGAUUCAGCGGGCCAACCUGGCCUAUGGAGACUUUAUCAAGUCCCAGGAAGGCGUGACCUUCAACGGACAGGUCUGCCUGAUUGGAGACUGUGUCGGGGGCAUUCUGGCAUUUGAUGCCUUGUGCUACAGUGGCCAGCCAGUGUCCGAGAGCCAGAGCAGUAGCCGCCGGGGCAGUGUGGUCAGCAUGCAGGACGCUGACCUGCUGUCCCCGGGCAUCCUGGUGAAUGCAGCACACUGCUCCGGUGGUAGUGGCGGUGGCAGUGGCAGUGGUGGAGGCUCCAACCUGGAGAGCAGCCGGCAUCUGAGCCGUAGCAACAUUGACAUCCCCCGAAGCAACGGCACGGAGGACUCCAGAAAGCAGAUGCCUCGCAAAAGGAGCGACUCCUCCACCUAUGAGCUGGACACCAUCCAGCAGCACCAGGCCUUCCUGUCCAGCCUCCAUGCCAGCGUACUGAGGACUGAACCCAGCUCCCGCCGCUCAAGCAGUUCCACGAUGCUGGACGGUGCCGGGGCCCUGGGCAAGUUUGACUUCGAGAUCGCCGACCUCUUCCUCUUCGGGUGCCCACUGGGGCUAGUCCUAGCCUUGAGGAAAACAGUCAUCCCCUCCCUGGACGUUUUCCAGCUGCGGCCAGCGUGUCAGCAAGUGUACAACCUCUUCCACCCUGCGGAUCCUUCAGCCUCCCGCCUGGAACCGCUGCUGGAGCGGCGUUUCCACACCCUGCCGCCCUUCAACAUCCCUCGAUACCAGCGCUACCCGCUGGGGGAUGGCUGUUCCACACUGCUGGUCGAGACCGUGCAGAGAAACCCAGAGCUGGUCCUGGAGGGCGGCCCCCUGGCCCCCCUCCCCCACGGGGAUAGCUUCCUGGAGACCAGUAUCCCUGUUCCCGCGCUCACCUGGCAGGAUGGGCCCCGCCAGAGCCUGGGCUGUUCUGAGUCGGAUGCGCUCCAGACCCACAACACAGUCUUCCAAGAGCAUGCAGCCCCCUCGUCACCCGGCACAGCCCCUGCUAGCCGUGGCUUCCGCAGAGCCAGUGAGAUCAGCAUCGCCAGUCAGGUGUCAGGCAUGGCCGAGAGCUACACAGCAUCCGGCAUUGCCCAGAUUGCUGCCAAGUGGUGGGGCCAGAAGCGGAUUGACUACGCCCUGUACUGCCCCGACGCCCUCAUGGCCUUCCCCACAGUGGCCCUGCCCCACCUCUUCCAUGCCAGCUACUGGGAGUCAACUGAUGUGGUCUCCUUUCUGCUGAGACAGGUCAUGCGGCACGACAGUGCGAGCAUCCUAGAGCUGGACGGCAAGGAGGUGUCCGUGUUCACGCCUUCGCAGCCCAGGGAGAAGUGGCAGCGCAAGAGAACCCACGUGAAGCUCCGGAACGUGGCAGCCAAUCACCGGAUCAAUGAUGCAGUUGCCAAUGAGGACGGCCCACAGGUUGUGACAGGCCGGUUCAUGUACGGGCCCUUAGACAUGGUCACCCUGACUGGGGAAAAGGUGGAUGUGCACAUCAUGACGCAGCCGCCCUCAGGUGAGUGGCUGUACCUAGACACUCUAGUCACCAACAGCAGUGGACGUGUCUCCUAUACCAUUCCAGAAACACACCGCCUGGGGGUGGGCGUGUACCCUAUCAAGAUGGUGGUCAGGGGAGACCACACAUUUGCCGACAGCUACAUCACUGUGCUCCCCAAGGGCACAGAGUUUGUGGUCUUCAGUAUCGAUGGCUCCUUUGCGGCUAGUGUGUCCAUCAUGGGCAGCGACCCCAAGGUGCGCGCCGGGGCUGUGGACGUGGUGCGACACUGGCAGGACCUGGGCUACCUCAUCAUCUAUGUGACCGGCCGGCCGGACAUGCAGAAGCAGCGGGUGGUGGCAUGGCUGGCUCAGCACAAUUUCCCUCAUGGUGUGGUGUCCUUCUGUGAUGGCCUGGUGCACGACCCGCUGCGCCACAAGGCUAACUUUCUGAAGCUGCUCAUCUCUGAGCUGCACCUGCGCGCGCAUGCGGCCUACGGCUCCACCAAGGAUGUGGCCGUCUACAACUCCAUCAGCCUUUCUCCCAUGCACAUCUACAUUGUGGGCCGCCCCACCAAGAAGUUGCAGCAGCAGUGUCAGUUCAUCACAGAUGGCUACGCGGCCCACCUGGCCCAGCUCAAGUACAAUCACCGGGCGCGGCCAGCGCGGAACACGGCAACGCGCAUGGCUUUGCGCAAGGGCAGCUUCGGUCUGCCUGGCCAAGGUGACUUCCUUCGCUCCCGGAAUCACCUGCUCCGCACCAUCUCGGCUCAGCCCAGUGGGCCCAGCCAUCGGCACGAUCGGACACAGACCCAGACGGACUUGGAGCAGCGGGGCCAGCGCAGCAUGAGCAUGGCGGCCAGUUGCUGGGGCCGUGCCAUGGCAGGCCGGCUUGAACCCGGGGCAGCCACAGGACCCAAGUAGGACCCCCUCAGGAGGCGCUGUGGUCUCCAUGGUGCUAGGCCAGGGCACCGGCCCUCCUGGGCACACGUAGGUGGCUGGGGACACAGACAGGACCUGAGAGCUUGUCCCGGGGCCUCUUGGAAGACAGCCAUGCCAACCCAGUCCUCCCAGCCUUGCCCAAUGCCCUAGGCUCUGAGGAGCCCAGCUGGUCAUGGAAACUGGCAGGAGGUCCAGCCCAUGACGGAAGAGGAACCAGGAUCGGCCACUUAGCCCAGCCUGGGAGGCAUCCCUGGACGUCUUGCUCUGUGUUGAUCUCUCAGCCUCCUGGUGGCAGGCAUGGGUCUCGGCCCUGCCUGUCACCUCCCUGUCCACUGGCGCCCCUUCCCCUUUGGCAGCAGCUCCAAUGGGGUCUAACCUGCUUCUUGUUGACUCCAGUUCUCAACUGUCCAACCUCACUGGUUUUGCACUGGUUUUUGAGAGUGGAGACCCGUUACCACCUCCUGGCUCCAGACAGGUUGGCAUGCAUGAAAAUCCAGUCUCCGCUGAUCCAGGGCCUGUCACCACACAGAAUAUCCCAGUGUGGAAAGUCUUCACGCAAGCAGGAGAGAAAGGCCAUACCUUAGUUUCUGCUGCCUGCCUGGGCUGCCGACACCACGGCAGCCCGAUGGCAGUCCCAGACUGCUACCCACCCGUCCACCUGCCCCACCCAGAGCUCAGUGCGGUCCCAGAGCCGAUGUCACUCCGGGCCCUGAGCACAGCACAGGUGUGAGGCCAGGAAAGUGCACGGCUGGCUCUUCGUAGCCCACCUUGGGCAGCUGGACCUGAAGAGGCCUGGCCUCCACCUCCACUCCUCGCCGGCCACGGGCGGGGGCCCCGUGCCAUGGCUGCUGCCCACCGUGUUUCUACGCCUUUCUACUUCUCCAUCCGGUUUCUAUAAGGUUUUUUUUAACAGGCAAUCCUGGGCUGCUUCCUUUUCUUAACUCAGUGUCAGCGCAGCCUGCUACAUUAGGAACACCCAGCACUGUGACAGGGUCCCACUCAGUCUGGCCUGUGGGCCCUGCACCUGGCCCACUUGGCGAGGUGUGGGUUUCUUGCCUCACCUGACCCACAAUUCCACCGACUUCCUACUCUGGAGCGGGUGGGGCUCUUAGGUUUUCUUAAUGCCAUUCCGUUUUAAUGUCGACUCCAAGAAGCCACAGCUCCCGUGUCAGCCUGAGGGCAUACAGCCAUUUUAUUUCUCCCCAAACAAGGAUGGGCAUCUUACACACUGGGUCUGGGCCCUGCCUUCCGCACAGCACUGACCACGACCCUACUGCACCUUCUGUGUUGGCUGAGCUCACGGAGCUCAGGCCUCCUGUCCAGUGACGGGGCUCUGCCUGAGUAGCUGCCAAGCUGGAUUCAGACUCAGGGCCCUGUGGCUGGGUCAAGAGGCGUAUAGGAGACACUGACUUUGCUGUGUAGUUACGUACAGCACAGGAGUGUGGGAUUCCCGCCAUGGCCGGUCUACACGGGAAGAAAGCUAUUUAUUUUGUGCAGAGGAAAAAAAAAUGUCUGGAGGGGUGAGGCCUUCAGGGUCUCCUCAUCCAUGUAGCUUUGUGCUGUUCCCAGCGUUCUGUAUAAAGCAGUGAUUAUCUUAUGGACCAAGAUUCCAUGGAGCUGUCACGGUAAAAGUGCAAUAUUUGCCCCACCACUCCCACAGGAAGCUGCUGGCCCGACAAUCACUGCCCCAUUGCGGGCCCCAGGGGCCAGGGCCUCCUCCCUCAGGCCCCCCGUCUUGCCUCAGCCGAGGUGACUAGCCAUCGGGAGAAGCACCUAGAAGCCUCAGGCCACUUGCAGUCAAAGCAAGGGAGGUCCUGGGGUCAGUGGGCUUGGUCCCUCCCCUGGGCAGCCCCCUGUGGCUCUGAAUGCCCAUGCUUGCCCAGCCGCCAGCCAUGCCAAGGACAACAGCAAUAGUCCCCUGGGCUCUCCCAGGGCCCUCAGCCAUAGAUGGUGAGACGGGCAGCCUUCCCCAAAACCUCACUCAAGUCUGCUUUUUGCCUCCCUCGAGAUUCCCUUUGCCUCAUUCUCUUGAGGAAGCCCCACUUUUACAGAAAGUAAGAGAGGAAGGUCAAAGUCCUUUAAAAAUACCAAAAAAAUGUUUACAGUGUCAGGUGCUGAGCUGCAGGGCUCAGGCCUGGCCAUUCGUAACCAAAGGGUGAGGCAGACCUUGCUGCCUGCCACCCACCCCAGGCCUGUUAGAAUAGAAGCCUUAGUCAGUCCCUCCCCGUCCCCAGUCCCCAGGACUGAGCCUUGAUGCCACCCAACACCAACCACCUGCCUUCUCUUUGAUUUCUGAAGGAUUCAGCAAAGCCCAUCCCCUUCCUGGCUCUGUGUGAGCUAGCCGCCAUUCUACCCUGUUCUACCUUCACAUCUCAGACACCUCCCAUCUUUGUCCUUGUACUGUCUGUUCCUCUGGACCAUUGUGUGAACUGUGUCCUGACCCCCCCCAUGCUGUCCCUGCAUCGUCUGGCCUGAGUGUGCUCUCUGUAUACUGUGUCACAGUCUGUUACACCAAUUAAAGAAGCAGGAGGCUUCC
Messenger RNA from Rattus rattus (black rat), 7277 nucleotides. RefSeq names its product phosphatidylinositol transfer protein membrane associated 2 (gene Pitpnm2). Lineage: Eukaryota; Metazoa; Chordata; Mammalia; Rodentia; Muridae. The transcript is spliced from 25 exons. Gene Ontology annotation, molecular function: phosphatidylcholine intramembrane carrier activity; phosphatidylinositol binding; metal ion binding. The coding region runs from base 725 to 4723 and encodes 1332 amino acids. The record is from RefSeq and is a predicted model, not a curated record. Gene Ontology annotation, cellular component: cytoplasm. Gene Ontology annotation, biological process: phospholipid transport.